AUGCAAGAGUCUCCAGGUGCCAUGGGAGUAGAUGGCAGCUACGCCAGCAACGUGCCAGCCUUUCUCACCAAGCUGUGGACGCUGGUGGAGGAUCCAGAUACCAACCACCUCAUCUGCUGGAGCGCUACUGGGACGAGUUUCCAUGUGUUCGACCAGGGACGCUUUGCAAAGGAAGUUCUGCCAAAAUACUUUAAACAUAAUAAUAUGGCGAGCUUCGUUCGACAGCUCAACAUGUAUGGUUUCCGUAAAGUGGUGAACAUCGAGCAGAGCGGCCUGGUGAAGCCUGAGAGAGAUGACACAGAGUUCCAACAUCUGUACUUCCUCCAGGGACACGAACACAUGCUGGAACACAUCAAGAGGAAGGUAUCCAUAGUGAAGAGUGAAGAGACCAAAGUUCGUCAGGAGGACCUCAGUAAACUGCUGUAUGAAGUUCAGCUUCUCAGAACACAACAGGACAACAUGGAGUGUCAGAUGCAGGACAUGAAACAGCAAAAUGAGGUGCUGUGGAGAGAGGUGGUGUCACUGAGACAGAACCACACACAGCAACAGAAAGUCAUGAACAAGCUGAUUCAGUUUCUGUUCAGCCAGAUGCAGUCCAACACACCCAGCACUGUGGGCCUAAAGAGAAAGCUGCCCCUCAUGCUCGACGAUGGUUCUCCCAGUCCUCCUGCCUCCAAGUUCAGUCAUAAUAACCCGAUGGAGCCCAUGCACGAGCCCUUCUACAUCCAGUCGCCAUCCAGUGACACUGCUUCUUGCUCCACCAGUGGGCUGACGGGAGGACCAAUCAUAUCAGAUGUUACCGAUAUGUCUCAGGCCAGCAUGGCUCUCCAGAUGCAGUCUGAUGACACCAGGGAGAAGUGCCUGAUGCUUAUCAAAGAGGAGCCUGUGAGUCCGGGAGUGAGAGGAGGAGGGAAAGGAGGCAGUGUAGGAGGAGGAGAGGCUGUAGCAUUGACCUCCUCCUGUGAGGUGUGCUCCUCAGAACCUCCUGUCCUCCCCGUCGCGAUGGUCCAGUCUGUUUUGGAGGGGAGGGGCUCGACGGCCUCUAUGAUAGAGAGGAGGAGUAAGAGACCUGCCCUGGACAGAGUGGAGGUUUCAGAUGCAGUGGAGAACGUGGAUAUGAGCCUGGAGGAGCUGCAGCAGCUGUUGCUCAGGAGCCACCAACAGAGUACUGUGGAAGCUGGGACCAGCGCUGUUAUGGAUCCCUUCAGUUUAAGCCUGCCUCUGACUGAGUGGAACUUCACAGAAAUGGAGUCCAACCUCAAAUCAUACAUGUUCCAGAACCAGGAAGCGGAGGCUUUCCCAGCUUCUGGAUGCGAGGAACAGUGAUGGAUCUGAACUGUGGACUGUCCUUUCUGAAGUGUAAGGCCACAGAAGCUGCUGGUCCCUCAUUCCACCCUGCAUGAGUUUGAUCCCACGGCCCUGCCAGGCUGUUUCACACACGUGGCUUCACUUUCAUUCUUUUACAUCCACAUACCUACAAAAUGCAGCAAUGAAAAAGCCUGUAUAGAUUUUUUUUUUUUUUACGAACUGAUCAAAGUUCUUAUAUCAAGACUCCAGUAUUUAAGCCAGCUGAAUGCAGACAGUGCAUUCUUGGCUCCAGCACUUUAGUCUUUGUGUGAGAGGGAGUUCCUGCUUGUGGAAGUGACUUUUUCUUCCUAUAAAGAAUCUAUUACGGAUGUAUACAAGUGAAUAUUUUUAUUAUUUUAUCCUUAUCACAGAAAUACUGUACUUGUACCCAAGAGCAAACUUUGGCACAAUAGUCGCUGUGGAAAACCAUCUUGGAGGGGCAUUGUAGCAUAUAUUACAAGUUAUGUGAUUUUUUUUUUUUUUUUGUCUGUGUAAGGGUGUAGAAAAUUUAAGGGCUCCUCAUAUACUUCAUGCAUUUCAAAUCAUUUAAAUGUGUUAAGAUAGAUGAGAGGUGAGUUCAGUAAUAUGAAAGGUUCUUCUAGCAAAACUAUGGAUUCAAGCCACUCUAAAAUCCAUUAAGAAACCUUUAGUUUUUUUAGUUUUAAAGUACAACAUGAUAGGAGGUUUUAACACACUUAAACACCCAUCUAAUGUAUUUUGCACAGGCCUGACAUGUAGCCAGAGACUUCUCUUCAGAGUUACUUCUGUCCAUUUAAAUGUGAAGUUUUAAGGCAAUAUGAAAUGAUACGCUUCUCAUUUGACAAAACCAAGAACACCACUGCAUUUUUGCACAAUCUGUAUCACUAGUUAUAUACAGUUAUGACAAAGGUCAUUCAUUUUCUGUUUGUAAAUGACCAGCAUUCUACACCUGCAUGUCAAGAAAAAAAGAGACACACACUGGCCUCAACGGCAGGGUUUAAUCAAUCAGAUAAUGAGAAACCCUCAUAAACAGUCAACAGAGUGGAGUACUGCCUUUCAUACUUUGUUUAAAAAGAAAAG
Scomber japonicus (chub mackerel) is the source of this 2406-nucleotide messenger RNA. RefSeq names its product heat shock transcription factor 4 (gene hsf4). Gene Ontology annotation, biological process: regulation of DNA-templated transcription. The transcript has 13 exons. Bases 1 to 1326 code for a protein of 441 amino acids. NCBI's taxonomy places the organism in Eukaryota, Metazoa, Chordata, Actinopteri, Scombriformes, Scombridae. The record is from RefSeq and is a predicted model, not a curated record. Gene Ontology annotation, molecular function: DNA-binding transcription factor activity; sequence-specific DNA binding.